Hipposideros armiger (great roundleaf bat) is the source of this 1212-nucleotide messenger RNA. RefSeq names its product lipase member K-like. Lineage: Eukaryota; Metazoa; Chordata; Mammalia; Chiroptera; Hipposideridae. The transcript has 9 exons. Gene Ontology annotation, molecular function: hydrolase activity, acting on ester bonds. The coding region runs from base 1 to 1191 and encodes 396 amino acids. The record is from RefSeq and is a predicted model, not a curated record.
AUGUGGCAGCUUUUAGCAGCAGCAUGCUGGAUGUUGCUUCUUGGACCUCUAUAUGGUUGUCACAAGAAAGGAAGGAUCACAAAUCCUGAAGCUAAUAUGAAUAUUAGCCAGACUAUUUCCUACUGGGGUUAUCCUUAUGAAGAGUAUGAUGUUGUAACAAAAGAUGAGUAUGUCCUCGGAAUUUACAGGAUUCCUCAUGGAAGAGGAUGUCCGAGCAAAGCUCCAAGGCCUGUUGUAUACUUGCAGCAUGGCUUAGUUGCAUCUGCUAGUAUCUGGAUUUGCAACCCCCCCAACAGCAGCUUGGCCUUCCUUCUCGCAGAUAAUGGCUAUGAUGUGUGGAUGGGGAAUAGCCGGGGAAAUACCUGGUCCAGAAAACACUUGAAAUUUUCAACCAAAUCACCAGAAUUCUGGGCCUUCAGUUUGGAUGAAAUGGCUAAAUAUGACCUUCCAGACACAAUAGAUUUCAUUGUAGAGAAAACUGGACAGGAACGACUCUACUAUGUGGGCCACUCUCAAGGAACCACCAUCGCUUUCAUAGCAUUCUCUACAAAUCCAGAGCUGGCUAAAAAGAUUAAAAUAUUUUUUGCAUUGGCUCCAGUCACUACAGUAAAAUAUACCCGAAGUCCUAUGAGAAAAUUAACAACUCUUUCCAGAGCAGCAGUCAAGGUGUUUUUUGGUGACAAGAUGUUCUCUCCACAUACAUUUUUUGAACAAUUCAUUGCCACCAAGGUGUGCAGCCGGAAGCUAUUUCAUCAUCUUUGCAGCAACUUCCUAUUUUCUUUUUGUGGAUAUGAUCCAAAAAACUUAAACAUGAGUCGCUUGGAUGUUUAUUUGGCACAGAGUCCAGCAGGAACAUCUGUUCAGAAUAUGCUGCAUUGGGCCCAGGCAGUUAAUUCUGGUCGGUUUCAAGCUUAUGACUGGGGAAACUCAGAUCAGAACAUGAAGCACUUCCACCAGCUUACACCUCCCUUAUACGACGUUACGAAGAUGGAAGUUCCAACAGCAGUGUGGAGUGGUGGAGCGGACAGUGUGGCUGACCCAAAGGACCUUGAGAAUUUACUCCCUAAAAUUACCAGACUUAUUUAUUUCAAAUGUAUUCCACACUACAAUCAUGUGGACUUUUACCUUGGACAGGAUGUACCCCAGGAAAUAUACCAAGACCUAAUUAGACUGAUGGGGGAAUGUUCCUAAAAUUAAAUGCAUCUUUCUUUC